UCUCACCCUCUGCUUGUCAUACUGAUCUGCACACUCUCUCAGCUGGACUUGGGGCUACUACUUACUGCAUCUGAAAGGCUGAAACUCCCUAGGAAUAAAGAAACUUUAUAACAAUGCCGGAACCCACCAAGAAAGAUGAGACUGAAACUGAAAAUGCUCUACCACCUCCAGAACAAAAAAUACCACAGGAUGGUGGAACUGAAAAGGGUAAAGUAUGGUCUAUUGGAGAAAGCGCUCCAGAAGAGACAGAAAAACGUGAUGACUCCCAACGAUCCACUUUAUUCAUUGAAAAACCCCAGAGUGGUUCAGUGAGCGUUGGUGGGAAUAUUACAUUUAUAGCCAAAGUAGAAGCCAAAGAUCUUCUCCGAAAGCCAAACGUUAAGUGGUUUAAAGGAAAAUGGAUGGACCUGGCCAGCAAAGCAGGGAAGCACCUGCAGCUGAAGGAGUCAUUUGAGCGUCACACAAAGAUACACACAUUUGAGAUGCAUAUCAUUCAAGCUAAGGAGAAUUAUGCAGGGAACUAUCGCUGUGAGGUUUCUUAUAAGGACAAGUUUGACAGUUGCUCUUUUGACCUUGAAGUCACUGAAUCCUCUCAAGCUGCUCCAUCCAUUGACAUCAGAUCUGCUUUCAAAAGAAGCGGUGAUGGACAAGACGAUGCAGGAGAACUUGACUUUAGUGGUCUCCUGAAACGUAGGGAGGUCAAACAGCAAGAAGAAGAACCUGAGGUGGAUGUAUGGGAGCUCCUGAAGAAUGCCAAUCCCAGUGAAUACGAGAAGAUUGCUUUUCAGUAUGGUAUCACUGACCUGAGAGGCAUGUUAAAGCGUCUGAAGCGCAUGAAAAGAGAGGUGAAGAAGAGUGCAGCAUUUUCCAAAGGACUUGAUCCUGCAUAUCAGGUGGAUAAAGGAGGCAAAGUUAGGUUCAUGGUAGAGCUAGCAGAUCCAACAGUGGAACUCAAAUGGUAUAAAAAUGGCCAAGAAAUACGACCAAGUGCAAAAUACAUUUUUGAGCACAAAGGUAACCAGCGAAUUUUGUUCAUCAAUAACUGUACGAUGACAGAUGACGCUCGCUAUUACGUAACAGCUGGUGAUGAGAAAUGCUCCACAGAACUGUUUGUGAGAGAUCCUCCAAUUUUGGUGACCAAAGGCCUGGAGGAUACCAGUACCUAUGUUGGUGAACGUGUAGAACUGAGCUGUGAAGUAUCUGAGGAUGAUGCAAAUGUUAAAUGGUUUAAGAAUGGUGUAGAGCUUACCAAUGAACCUAAAUCUCGGUAUCGAAUCAAGGUUGAGGGUAAAAAACACACUUUGAUUAUAGAGGAGGCUGCAAAAAAUGACAAUGCAACUUACUCAGUAAUGACAACAGGAGGCCAAUCAGAAGCUAAGCUUUCUGUUGAUUUGAGACCACUGAAGAUUUCACUUGCACUAGAAGACCAGACAGUGAGACUUGGACAGGAAAUCCACCUGAAAUGUGAGAUAUCUGAGAAUGUGGAAGGGAAAUGGUACAAAAAUGGACAAUUGAUUGAAGCUAGUGACCGUGUGAAGCUUUACCAUAAAGGAAGAAUCCACAGAUUUAUUAUAGCAAGUGCUGCUGUUGAUGAUGAGGGUGAAUACAUGUUUGUACCAGAUGCUUACAAUAUUAAUAUUCCAUGCAAAGUACAUGUUGUGGAUCCUCCUAAACUUCACCUUGAUGGUCUUGGAGAAAAUAACACUGUGACAGUAGUGGCAGGAACCAAACUACGACUUGAGAUCCCUAUCACUGGCGAGCCAACACCAAAAGUCAUGUGGAGUAAAGGGGAUAAGUGGAUCACAGACAGUGGAAGAAUACGUGCAGAAACAUAUUCAGACAGCAGCUGCCUGGUCAUUGACACAGCUGAGAGAGAAGAUUCAGGACCUUUCAGAAUAACAUUAAAGAAUGAAGCUGGGGAGGACUCAGCCCUUAUCAACAUAAAAGUAGUUGAUGUGCCUGAUCCUCCUCAGGCACCAAAUGUGACUGAGGUGGGUGAAGACUGGUGUGUUAUGACAUGGGAACCUCCAGCAAAUGAUGGUGGAUCACCCAUCUUAGGAUAUUUCAUUGAAAGGAAAAAGAAACAAAGCUCACGGUGGAUGAGGCUGAAUUUUGAAUUGUGUAAAGAAACAACCUUUGAGCCAAAGAAGAUGAUUGAAGGUGUUGCUUAUGAGGUCCGUGUAUUUGCUGUUAAUGCAAUAGGCACUUCCAAACCAAGUAUGCCUUCAAAGUCUUUUGUUCCUUUAGCUGUUACCAGUCCACCAACUCUCCUGGCAGUGGAUUCAGUAACUGACACCUCAGUGACGAUGAGAUGGAGGCCACCAGACCACAUUGGAGCAGCAGGUUUAGAUGGCUAUGUUGUAGAGUACUGCUUUGAAGGAACUGAUGAAUGGAUCGUCGCUAACCCAGAACUGACAGACAAAACAAAGUUUACAAUCAACGGUCUGCCAACUGGCUCAAAAAUCCUUGUGCGAGUAAAAGCUGUGAAUGCUGCAGGUGAAAGUGAACCUAGGUACCACCCACAGCCUAUCUUAGUCAAGGAAGUGAUAGAACCUCCAAAGAUUCGCCUGCCAAGACACUUAAAACAAACCUAUACUAGAAGAGUUGGAGAAACUGUAAAUCUUGUUAUUCCUUUCCAGGGAAGACCAAGGGCAAAAGUAUCAUGGCAGAAAAAUGGUUCUCCAAUAGACAAGAACCAAAUCAACAUCCGCAACACUGAGAACGACACCAUUAUUUUUAUCCGAAAGGCAGAAAGGAGCCACUCUGGAGAAUAUGACAUGAAAGUGGAAGUAGAAAAUUUGGUGGAUAAAGCUACAAUAGAUAUUCAAAUUGUUGAUCGCCCAGGCCCACCAGAGGUUGUAACUAUUGAGGACGUCUGGGGAGAGAAUGUAAAUUUAUCAUGGAAGCCACCAAAAGAUGAUGGCAAUGCUGCCAUCACUGGAUACACUAUUCAAAAAGCAGAUAAGAAGAGCAUGGAAUGGUUCACGGUAAUCGAGCACUACCACCGCACCAGUGCCACCAUUAAUGAGCUCGUCAUAGGAAACGAGUACUACUUCCGAGUCUUCUCUGAAAACAUGUGUGGCCUCAGUGAGGAUGCAACAAUGACCAAAGAGAGUGCCUUGAUUGCAAAAGAUGGUAAAGUCUACAAAUACCCAGUUUACGACGACUUUGACUUCACUGAACGACCACUGUUUACUCAGCCUCUAGUUAACACGUUUGCUGUAGCUGGUUACAAUGCUACUUUGAACUGCAGCGUUCGGGGCAACCCCAAGCCCAAAAUAACCUGGCUGAAAAACAAGGUUGCUAUACUGAAUGACCCAAGGUACCGAAUGUUCGGCAACCAAGGUGUCUGCACCUUGGAGAUCCGCAAACCCAGUCCAUAUGAUGGAGGCACUUACACUUGCAGAGCUGUCAAUGAACUUGGAGAGGCAGAAGUUGAUUGCAAACUGGAAGUAAAAGUUACAGAAUAAGGAUUUUUGAAUGUAUAUUGUCAUCUAAGGUGGGCUUUCGUUCUUCAAACUAUUAAUGGAUGGAGUGCCUCCGCAUAUCAUUGAUUCAUAUAUGCGCGAAGUACAGGCAGACAAAACUGAGGGGAAGUGAGAGUCCGACCGCAGUGCUUCCUGCCACCGCGCUGGGAAUGGGCAGCCAGAGUUACAGCAUUUUAGUCCUUGCAACAACAGAACAAACGUGUGGCUGGAGAUUUUUCUUUUCUUCUUGUUUUUUUUUUUUCCCCCCUCAUUUGUCGCUCUGUUUUCCCUGCCUGCUCUUACUGAAAAGAAAGAAUACGCAUGGAUUGCUUUGGGAUUGAAAUGAAAUGAACUGAAGAAAACACACUCUUUGUAAUGUUCAGCUUUAUUUUCUGUUUGAUAUUGUGUUUUGAUUUUUUUUUAAUGAGGAAAGAGGAGAAGCUGUGUACGAGGAGGCAGUCAGUUUGUACUGGGUGGUACAAUGCAAACCUUUCGCAGACUGAAGGUACAAGGAUUUGUCAGUAGAUGUGCAAUAAGACCUUUGGAAUACAUACCUCUUUGAUAAUGUAUCUUAUCCAUCUGAGAAUUGCUUAACAGAAUAUGGUUUUACUAGAAAGUAAUUAAUUCACAUGUACUUAAUGAUCACUUAAUCUGAACAUAUCUUCCUUUAGAAGUUUUGAUUUCCUAAAUCCAACUCACCAGUCUCUCAACUGAACUGAAGUUGUUUUAUUUAAUGUACAAUAAAUAU
This is a messenger RNA of Lagopus muta (rock ptarmigan), 4215 nucleotides long. It is a transcript of the gene MYBPC1, whose product is annotated as myosin binding protein C1. The coding region runs from base 114 to 3470 and encodes 1118 amino acids. The transcript is spliced from 29 exons. Lineage: Eukaryota; Metazoa; Chordata; Aves; Galliformes; Phasianidae. Gene Ontology annotation, molecular function: protein binding. The record is from RefSeq and is a predicted model, not a curated record.